AAUGCCUGUCUCUCACGCACAGGGAGUGAGUCGUGCCUGGACGCUCUUUCUGUUCCAGCAGAUGUUGAGGUCAGUAAUGGCAACAAGGAGGUAGAUCAUCAUCCAGGAGGUCCUGAGGAGGCAGAACCGCGUAGUGUAUUGGGCAGAAGGUCCAAAGAGUACGUUGCCCAGCAUCCUUGCCAAGGGGAAGCCUGCGAGGACCAACACAGUUUGGAAAGGAAUCAGACAAGCCGUCCAGAGAAGAGGCAAGGGAAAUCUGAUCUGGCUGAAAGGGAAUAUAAAGACCUCCUCACCCACCCUCCUUGCCACAAAAAGGAGAAGGCCUACAAAUGUCUGCAGUGUGGGAAAAGCUUCUACCAGAGCGCGGCCCUCAUUCGACACCAGUUAAUCCACUCAGAAGACCAACCCUACAAGUGUCCUGACUGCGGGAAGACCUUCACGCAGAGCUCACACCAGGUGUACCACCAGGGGACCCACACAGGACAGCGACCCUACCGAUGUGGAGAGAACUUCAACCAGAGCUCACAUUUGGGGUACCACCAGAAAACCCACGCCAGGGAGCGACCCUAUGAAUGUGAGGAGUGCGGGAAGGGCUUCUACCAGAGCUCGCACUUUGUUUACCACCAGCGCAGCCACUGGGGAGAGCGACCCUACCGGUGUUGGGAUUGCGGUAAGAGCUUCUGCCUGAGCUCCAACCUUCUCACCCAGCAGAGGAUCCACACUGGAGAGCGACCCUAUCAAUGCCGGGAGUGUGGGAAGGGCUUCUACCAGAGCUCUCACUUCGUGUACCGCCAGGGGACCCACACGGGCGCGCGGCCCUACAAAUGCCCCGGGUGUGAGAGGAGCUUCAGCCUGAGCUCCAACCUUCUGAAGCAUCAGAAGAUCCAUGUGGGAGACAGACCCUACAAAUGCAGCCAGUGUGGGAAGAGCUUUGGUCUGAACUCGAACCUGAUCAAGCAUCAGAGGGUCCACACAGGAGAGAAACUUCAUCUCUGCGCCGACUGCGGGAGGAGCUUCCGGUGGUGCUCCGCGCUCAUCCAGCACCAGAGGACCCACACGGGGGAGCGGCCCUACAAGUGCACCCAGUGUGGAAAGUGCUUUAGUCAGAGCUCCAACCUGAUCCAGUAUCGACGGAUCCAUGUGGACGAGGGACCCGAUUCCCCUCCUUAA
Molecule: messenger RNA, 1170 nt
Organism: Chelonia mydas (Green sea turtle)
Lineage: Eukaryota; Metazoa; Chordata; Testudines; Cheloniidae
Product: zinc finger protein 436-like
Exons: 1
Biological process (GO): regulation of transcription by RNA polymerase II
Molecular function (GO): DNA-binding transcription factor activity, RNA polymerase II-specific; RNA polymerase II cis-regulatory region sequence-specific DNA binding
Source: RefSeq, a predicted model, not a curated record